Messenger RNA from Antechinus flavipes (yellow-footed antechinus), 2015 nucleotides. It is a transcript of the gene HOXC10, whose product is annotated as homeobox C10. The coding region runs from base 129 to 1157 and encodes 342 amino acids. Gene Ontology annotation, cellular component: nucleus. Lineage: Eukaryota; Metazoa; Chordata; Mammalia; Dasyuromorphia; Dasyuridae. The transcript is spliced from 2 exons. The record is from RefSeq and is a predicted model, not a curated record. Gene Ontology annotation, biological process: regulation of transcription by RNA polymerase II. Gene Ontology annotation, molecular function: DNA-binding transcription factor activity, RNA polymerase II-specific; RNA polymerase II cis-regulatory region sequence-specific DNA binding.
CUCCCCCCUCCCUCUCUGGUCGCUCCCUGCACUCCCCCUCCACCCCCCACCCCCGGAUGGGGAAAAAAAAAAAAAGAUGUCAGCUCCUCGGCUGUAGUAUUGCUCCUUAAAAACCCCUCUCUCUGAAAAUGACAUGCCCUCGCCAUGUAACUCCUAACUCGUAUUUGGAGCCCCUGGCUGCGUCUUGCAGAGCGGAGACCUAUACGUCCAACCCAGGGAUGUACAUGCAAUCCGGGAGUGACUUCAACUGUGGGGUGAUGAGGAACUGUGGGAUUGUGCCCUCUCUCUCCAAGAGAGACGAGGGCGGCAGCCCCAGCCUCUCUCUCAACACCUACCCGUCUUACCUUUCGCAGCUGGACUCGUGGUGCGAUCCCAAAACCGCGUACCGUAUAGAACAACCUGUUGGCAGACAGCUGUCGUCCUGCUCCUACCCAACUAGUGUCAAGGAGGAGAAUGUGUGUUGCAUGUAUAGCGCCGAGAAAAGGGCAAAAAAUGGUCCUGAGACAGCCCUUUACCCUAACCCCUUACCCGAGUCCUGCCUCGGGGAGCACGAAGUCCCUGUCCCCAGCUAUUAUAGAGCCAGCCAGAGCUACCCCACCCUGGAGAAACCGCCCCAUUGCUCUGGAGCGACCGAGUUCGAGGCGAGUUUCGAACCCCGGGCUAGCCUCCAUUCCCGGAGUGAACAUCUGGAAUCGCCUCAGCUUGGGGGGAAAGUGAGUUUCCCCGAGACUCCCAAGUCGGACAGCCAGACCCCGAGCCCCAACGAAAUCAAAACGGAGAAGAGCCUGGUGGGACCCAAAACUAGCCCUUCGGAAAGCGAGAAGGAGCUGAGUAAGACUACCGACACAAGUACCGAUAAUUCUGAUAACGAAGCAAAAGAGGAUAUAAAGGCAGAAAACACGACAGGAAAUUGGCUGACAGCAAAGAGCGGAAGGAAGAAGAGGUGCCCCUAUACUAAACACCAGACGUUGGAACUGGAGAAAGAGUUUCUGUUCAAUAUGUAUUUGACCCGAGAGCGCCGCCUGGAGAUUAGCAAGACGAUUAACCUUACAGACAGACAAGUCAAAAUCUGGUUUCAAAAUCGCAGAAUGAAACUCAAGAAAAUGAACCGAGAGAAUCGAAUUCGCGAACUGACCUCCAAUUUUAAUUUCACCUGAGCGCGCAGGCUCCCCGCCCUCUCCCGCCCCCCUCUCUGUCCCCGCCCCCUCCUUCCCCUUUGUGCGGGCUGAGUUUUUUCCUCGAGUAUAAAUGCACUGUGUAUGCAAAAAGAAAAAAAAAAGAUCUCAGACUCUCCUUCGGAGGGACUUCUUGUUGGUGCAGCGAAGAAGCCUCAAUAUAAGCAAGAGAAGAUCUAUAUCUAUACCUGUGACUAUAUAUGUGUGUGCAUACACUCAUUUAGCAUCCUUGUAAUCCAUGUAGCGUUAAGAUUAAAUCCAUUCAGAUCGCUCAAAGAGAGAAAACCCCACCAAAUUAUAUAUCUAUAUCUAUAUCUAUGUCUAUAGAUAUAGGUAUAUAGAUAUAGGUUAGUAUCCCCAGAAGCACGAUAAGUAUCGCUCCUUCUUCUGCAUUGUAUAUUUAGGGUAAUAGACGUUUUGGAAAGUUUGACUAGUGUUGUGUGUUUGCUGUAGCCACCCAGCGCUUCCGACUCCCCCCACUCCAAUUCCUACCCCACCCAUGAGUGUAGCGCUAAGUCAAGCUGAGAAAUCUGCUCCAUGUCUUGUACUUGUAAAGCUUUUGUCCCCCACCUCCCCCCAGUCCCCAGCCCGACACCCCCAUCUCCAUCCCUACUCUGAGAAAUGACAUCUCAGAGAGUCUCUUCAGAGGAAUAAUUCUGAAGAAAAGCAAAGGGGUAUAGAUAGAAUUACUGUCCCCCCCCCACACUCCCCAAGACUGAAUAAGUCCAGCUCUGAUCGUCGUGUUAUUUAAAGAUAUUCUGUAUGUUGUAUCUUUUGCAUGUAGCUUCCUUAAUGGAGAAAAAAAAAUCCUAAUAAAUUUCCAGAAUCUUACUCCUCAAA